AUGCCAAUGAAAAUCCUAGAUCUGGGAGGGGAGAUUGAAGAUAUAACAAGUGUGAAGGUUAGAUCUCUCCUAAAAUUGGCUAUGCUCCUAAUGCUAGCCCUAGCUGUGAUUGCAAGUAGUUUCAAUUGGAGAAGGGUGGUUGGUGCUUUUCUGUCUCUGAUGAUACUAUCGAGAGGAGCAGGAAGUUUUGGUUUGAUUGAUUUGUUGCUUCUAAGGAAGCUGUUGAAGAAUGGACUGCAAGGGCACGGGAGAUUGCAGUUGGUGCUGGCAAACACCAACCAUGAGAAGUCAUGCCUAAGAUCCCCUCAUGAGAGGCAAAGAAGUGAGUGUACUGAUGAGGAAUCAGAGUUGUCCACCAUGACAAUGCCUUCUCUACUGCGAGCUCUGAAACCAGGCAAGGGUGAGUUUGAGAUAGUUAAUCGGUGCUGA
Ilex paraguariensis (yerba mate) is the source of this 429-nucleotide messenger RNA. NCBI's taxonomy places the organism in Eukaryota, Viridiplantae, Streptophyta, Magnoliopsida, Aquifoliales, Aquifoliaceae. The record is from the annotation of a GenBank genome assembly.